UCAACCCUAGGCUAGCUUGUACCAAUGUAUUUAAAAAGGAGUUUAAACGUAAGAUAUUCUUUAAAUUUUGCAACGGUUUUGAUUCAUACAUUUCCCAUUCCAAGCUAAAGUUACAUUCAUAAGCUAAAUUCUAGCUACCCAAGCCUUUCUUUUAGCGUUUUUCCUUAACUACUAUGCUGCCCUCUGCUAAAAACUGAAAAAAAAUGCUUAAAAAACCCUCGAAAAUUUACGACCAAGCCUUAUGGCCAAAGUCGUCGCAAUGAACGAACAUGCCUCUAUGACUCUGAUUCUGAUAGAACCAAUUGUCGAAUUGUGGACUUGUGGUUGUGGCCGACGCAAGGCAACGCUGUCAUUUUCAAACUCAUGUUUUGACCAACAAUAUAUGGCGGACUGCCUCAGCUGUUUAAAUUAACCGUUAAAUCUCUUAGAUUUCUAGUGUAAAAUUCAUGUCUUCUCCCAUUUCUGACAUACCUCUGUUAUUGUUUUUCAUUUACGACGUGGAAAAAUCAAUAUCCGAAUCGGACGACCCAUUGGAAUCCAUUCUCUAUUUUCACCCCAAUAGCGAGCCAGGUAAUAUUGAGAGAAGAAUCAGUGUUGUGGGACAGAUCGUAGGGACAGCAUUGUGUGUUAAGCAACUUCUUUCUGUACCUAAGCUUAUAACCCUAGAAAGGGGAAAGUUUGCAUUAAGUUGGAGUGGGAGGUUUAUACUGGUUGUCGGAUCUCCUCAAUCAGUUUCUACUCACAUUAUCCAUAAUCAAAGGGACUUCAUUCACCGGUUGUUAGGUGGGAAAUUUGGAGAAUUAUCUGAAUUUUUUGAGGCAUCCAAAGCAGGUACUUAUGAAGGAUUCAGAGUGCAAAUUCAGCAUUUUUGUGAUUCACAACUGGCAACAAUAAGUAAAAAGUGGGCUGAAUUAGCUAGUCAGCCAACUUUGUAACUAAUCCUAAAAUGAAAAAGCCACCGUAUUUGUCUAGUAAGAAGUGGAACAAAAAGUUUAAAAAAAAUGUUAAAAAAUUCCAAAA
Daphnia magna is the source of this 1020-nucleotide messenger RNA. RefSeq names its product Hermansky-Pudlak syndrome 4 protein-like (gene HPS4). The record is from RefSeq and is a predicted model, not a curated record. The transcript is spliced from 3 exons. Gene Ontology annotation, biological process: vesicle-mediated transport. NCBI's taxonomy places the organism in Eukaryota, Metazoa, Arthropoda, Branchiopoda, Diplostraca, Daphniidae. The coding region runs from base 447 to 935 and encodes 162 amino acids.